CUAUAUUACCAUGAUUAGUUGGAGUUGUAGCCCACGAGCUUUUCGCUUUCAUGACGCGUGUCUGACAUGUGAUCUUGCGAUGGUGUGAGUUGGAAGGCUAAAAUACAGUUCAAUCAUUCCUGACAUGCCAUGGAAUCUUAUUCUCCUAAGGUACCGUACUGUACCUGGUUCAGUUGCUUUGCCUAACUACAAACGAGGACAUUUCAAGCAAAGAAUCUACCUUCUUUCCCUUCUUUUUUUUUCCAUUGCAUGGAAGCUCUGGGAAGGAAGCGAAGGAGCGCUAGAAAAAGAACGAAAGAAAGAAGACUCGAAUACUGUAGUCAACAAAUUAAUGCGAUGCGACGAUAAGUCGCGCAAAACCACCAUCUCGCCCGUUCUUCCUCCCUUCCUUUUUUUCCCAAAAACCUCAUGAAUACCUUAGAAAUCUAGAAUCCCAAAGAUCACAUUUCCCGUUAGUAUGACGACGGCUGGUUUGGGACAGGGGUCUGCGUGUGUUGAGACUAUGGCGUGCGUGCACGGGCACGCAAGAGCACGGGUCCUAACAAAUUC
Messenger RNA from Aspergillus homomorphus CBS 101889, 549 nucleotides. RefSeq lists its product as uncharacterized. Bases 125 to 412 code for a protein of 95 amino acids. Lineage: Eukaryota; Fungi; Ascomycota; Eurotiomycetes; Eurotiales; Aspergillaceae. The transcript has a single exon. The record is from RefSeq and is a predicted model, not a curated record.